AUGUCGUCCAAAUCAUCACCCACAAUCGAACACCCAUCCCUGGGUCAAAUUAAGGGAGUCCUUCUGGAAAAUAACACCAUAGAGCAAUUCCGAGGAAUUCCUUUUGGCGUUGUUCCCGCGAGAUGGGCUGAUCCCGUUCUUCGGAGUGGAAGACUCAGCCAGGAUACUUUCGACGCGACUCGUUUCGGGCCAUCCUGCCCCCAGGGUGCUGGAGGACAAAAGUUCGAUGCUUCGUUAGUAGGCAACAUGCAGCUCCAGGCGGAAACUGUGAUGCAAAGUGAGGCAGAUUGCCUCAACCUGGUCAUCACCCGCCCGACAGGGCUUGCCGUGGGUACUAAAGUCCCGGUGUUGGUCUGGGUCCAUGGAGGCGCUUUUUGUGUGGGAUGUAAUGCGUGGCCUCAAUACGAUCUCGCCAAAAUUGUACAGUGUUCUUCGAAUCAGGGCAGGCCAAUCAUUUGCGUCUCGAUCAAUUAUCGACUCGGUAUAUUUGGCUUCUUGGCCUCCGGAAAAGCAGGUAUCAGCGGGAAUUUCGGCUUGAAAGACCAGAUCUGUGCUUUCCAGUGGAUCAAACAGCACAUUGAGGGAUUUGGAGGAUGCCCUGAUUCUGUCACUGCCUUUGGAGAGUCGGCUGGCGCAAUUAGUCUUUCUACACUCCUCGCAACAACUGAGCCGCUCUUUUCUCGGGUCAUUUUGAUGUCGGGUGAUGUAUCGUUACGGAGACCGCGUACAGUCACAUGGCAAGACGCCUUGCUCUGUGAAAAUCUCAAGCACCUGAGCCUGGGAGGUCUCGAUCUAUCGGAGGCUAUCGAGAAGCUGCGUGCAAUUCCAGCUGCAGAGCUUGUUCAAACCAUUCCUCUUAUCCAACACUGGAGCCCGACUUUGGAUGAUGGGUUCCUCGCCGGUCUCCGAGAAGAGGACUUUUAUAUCGAGAAUUCCUGGUGCAAACACGUUAUGAUGGGUGAUAUGGCCCAUGAUGGUACAAUUCUCCGUUCACAAUAUCUGGAUGAUCCGCAGGCCUACAAAAAGACGAUGAUUGCCUGUGAAGAUCUCUUAGGAGCGAGCAAAUCUCGCAAAAUUCAAAACGCAUAUGACCUUGGUGCCGAUGAACCGUAUUCGGGCAUGUUGAAGUUCGCCUCCGAGCUUCGGUUCUAUCUACCCGUGAUAGCAGCAGCCAAGGGGCUCAGAUUUUCCAAAAACGUUCAGGUGCAAGAGUAUCAUAUGGAUCAGACCAACCCUUUCGAAGGCGCCUUCCAUGGAUUUGCAUCACAUGUCCUAGAUCUGGGAUACUUGCUUCGUAACUUCGAUCCAUGGCUUAAUGAAGCUGGUCUCAAUUUCGGCAAGAGAAUGCUUGAAAAAUGGGUAGGUUUCGCAUAUGCAGAGGACCAAGGAAAGAGCAAAGCCCUUGCACUUGGGCCGAACCACGAGAUAAACUACAGUAGCCCUGAAGAGUAUGACCUGCGCCUUCGUCAAGGAAGGGCCAAAAUGCUUCUUGAGAUUGGCCUAGCUAAGUCCGUUGCUUUGGGAGAGCGGCUCCAAGGUGUUCCAAACCCUAGUUUAUGA
Messenger RNA from Ascochyta rabiei, 1560 nucleotides. RefSeq lists its product as uncharacterized. The transcript is spliced from 9 exons. NCBI's taxonomy places the organism in Eukaryota, Fungi, Ascomycota, Dothideomycetes, Pleosporales, Didymellaceae. The coding region runs from base 1 to 1560 and encodes 519 amino acids. The record is from RefSeq and is a predicted model, not a curated record.